AUGCCUGUUGAGAAAAAGGGAAACCCGCUCUCCUGUUGCCGCCUGGUGGGCAGCGAUGAUCCCAACCGAACGUUCGGCCAUGCUUUGCUUACCCUGGUCCUGGCCGAAAGCUCCCAUUCGGACGCGGGUUCGCACUGCACCGAGAGCCACACGGAUCUUCCUCCUCCCCUCGAGAGAACAGGAGGCAUCGGCGACUCCCGACCCCCCUCCUUCCACCCAAAUGCCGCGAGCAGCCGGGACGGGCUGGACAAUGAAACGGGCACGGAGUCGGUUGUCAGUCACCGGCGAGACCGACAUCGGCGGAGGAACCGAGAAGGCCACGAAGACGUCUCCCGCAUCAAUGGGCACCCCAAGCUCGACAGACAUCGGGAACACCCGCCGGGCUAUGACAGUUCGUCGACGAUGAUGAGCAGCGAGUUGGAGUCCAGCAGCUUCAUCGACUCGGACGAUGACGAAAACACAAGCAGGCUGAGUAGCUCCACGGAACAAAGCACUUCGUCCCGCCUCAUCCGGAAGCACAAACGCCGACGGAGGAAACAGAAGAUGCGCCAGAUUGACAGAUCGUCCUCCUUCAGCAGCAUCACGGAUUCCACCAUGUCUCUGAACAUCAUCACCGUCACUCUCAACAUGGAAAAAUACAACUUCCUGGGGAUCAGCAUCGUAGGCCAGAGCAACGACCGGGGAGACGGGGGGAUCUACAUUGGCUCCAUCAUGAAAGGCGGGGCCGUGGCGGCUGACGGGCGGAUCGAACCGGGGGACAUGCUGUUACAGUGUUCUUGUAUCCCGACGUAUCUCAGCCCACACUGGCCCAUCAGCCUAACAGUAGCCAAAUGCUGGGAUCCUACCCCGAGGAGUUAUUUCACAAUCCCCAGGGCUGAGCCGGUGCGGCCGAUCGACCCCGCGGCCUGGAUCUCUCAUACCACGGCCCUGACGGGAGCGUACCCCCGUUACGGUAUGAGCCCCUCCAUGAGCACCAUCACCUCUACCAGCUCCUCACUAACAAGCUCAAUUCCCGAUUCGGAAAAACUGGACGAGUCCCCCUUAACCGUCAAGAGCGACAUGGCCACCAUUGUCAAGGUGAUGCAGUUGCCGGAUUCAGGCCUGGAGAUCCGGGACAGGAUGUGGCUAAAAAUCACCAUCUCCAACGCCGUCAUAGGAGCUGACGUGGUCGAUUGGCUUUACACGCACGUGGAGGGCUUUAAAGACCGAAGGGAGGCCCGGAAGUACGCCAGCAACAUGUUAAAACAUGGCUACCUCAGGCACACUGUGAACAAAAUCACCUUUUCUGAGCAGUGCUACUACGUCUUCGGAGAUCUCUGUGGCAAUCUAGCGGCGUUGAAUCUUAACAACGGUUCCAGCGGGGCUUCGGAUCAAGACACCCUUGGCCCCCUCCCCCACUCGGCCACGCCUUGGCCCUUGGGGCAGGGCUAUCCUUACCAGUACCCCCUUGCCCCUCCGUGUUUCCCGCCGGCCUACCAGGAUCCCGGCUUCAGCUACGGGAGUGGCAGCGCAGGGAGCCAGCAAAGUGAAGGAAGUAAAAGCAGCGGCUCUAACCGAAGCAACAGCGAGACUAGCCGAAGGGCGCUCAACCGGGAGAAGGAUCGCAAAUCGGCUGGCAGCGGCAGCGAGUCGGAUCACACUGCCCGGAGCGGGGGAGGGGGUAGCAUCGCGCGACACGAGCGGCCUCCCAGCCAGCUCAGCCACCGCAGCUACGUCUCCACCACCCCCAGCGAGAGGAGCCCCCACAGCCACCAUUCGUAUGGGCCCCCGGGAGUCCCCCCGCUUUACACCCUCCCAAAGCUGGGUUCCAAAGUCUACGGGACAAGCGGGCCUCCCGGAGGGCCUCCCGUACGAGAACUCGGCUCCGUCCCUCCUGAGCUGACGGGGAGCCGUCAGUCAUUCCAGAAGGCCAUGGGCAACCCUUGCGAAUUCUUCGUCGAUAUUAUGUGAUCAGAAGUGCCUUCAGAGACUCUGCGAUAAGGGUUGAUUCCCCC
This is a messenger RNA of Gekko japonicus, 1994 nucleotides long. It is a transcript of the gene DVL1, whose product is annotated as dishevelled segment polarity protein 1. Bases 1 to 1950 code for a protein of 649 amino acids. The transcript has 14 exons. The record is from RefSeq and is a predicted model, not a curated record. NCBI's taxonomy places the organism in Eukaryota, Metazoa, Chordata, Lepidosauria, Squamata, Gekkonidae. Gene Ontology annotation, biological process: intracellular signal transduction; canonical Wnt signaling pathway. Gene Ontology annotation, cellular component: cytosol. Gene Ontology annotation, molecular function: frizzled binding.